AUGAAUCCACGAUUGCGUUUAGAUACCUCUGGUAUUGGGGUCAACCAGCGAUACUCAUUUGUACAGACACCAGUUGAAUUGAGUCCUCCGAGUCAACCAGGAUCCCGACUGCCGUCUCCUCCAACCGCGAGGAGUACCUGGUCAACCCAUCGCCCACCUCCAAUCGAUAUCGAAAAGGCACAGCAUCUUCCGCAAAACCCGAGCAAUGUUUAUGCCCCGGAUCUGCAGCAACACCCUGCCAACUAUGCCCCCUUUGCCGAACCAGUGCCUCAGCAGCCUGCGACAAGGCUUCCGAACUCGCCGGAGCUUCUACCAGCGAAGAUAGACUAUAGCACUCAUGGCAGCGCUCAAGACCACGAGAAUAGCCAGGAUAAAUUAUCAAUCGUGCCCGACGCGAAUCCCCUACAGUCACCAAAGAUCCCGUACUUCCCUCCCCCAGCCACCACACCUGUGCCUCAAGUGCCGACAGGGAAUGACCUUGCAACGUAUCAUCGACCGGGGCAAAUAUCACAUCCAAACCAGGAAAUACGAGGUGGGGGAUGGACCCAUGGGUUAUGUGAUUGUUCCUCGAGCAUUGGAACUUGCUGUCUAGGUCUUGUGUGCCCGUGUAUUCUGUAUGGAAAGACCCAGCAUCGCCUAUCGAUGAGAUCGAAAAAGGAAGACCCGACGAAUAUGCUCGGGUAUGAAACCUGUAAUGGAUCCUGCACUGCUAUGGCUCUGUUAUGUGGCUGUCAAUGUGAGCACUCAUCAUCAAGAGAUCUUCUUCAGAAACUAAUACUCGCAGGGCUUUUGGCAACCAUCCAGCACACUCGGAUUCGAAGAGCAUACGCCAUCCAAGGUAGUAUCGCGUCAGACUGUGUUCGAGCGACCUGCUGCACGUGCUGUACCCUCAUCCAAGAUGAAAAGGAGAUCAGGAAGCGAGAGGAAGAGCGCGCAAAGGCUGCUAGAGCCUCCGGAGCUGCGCUGGUAUCUCCGUACCUCGCACCAGUCCCAAUGUCGUACGGCCCACUACAGAGGUAA
Messenger RNA from Aspergillus calidoustus, 1020 nucleotides. The record is from the annotation of a GenBank genome assembly. NCBI's taxonomy places the organism in Eukaryota, Fungi, Ascomycota, Eurotiomycetes, Eurotiales, Aspergillaceae.